Molecule: messenger RNA, 855 nt
Organism: Saccostrea cuccullata (small rock oyster)
Lineage: Eukaryota; Metazoa; Mollusca; Bivalvia; Ostreida; Ostreidae
Exons: 1
Coding region: 1-855 (284 amino acids)
Source: RefSeq, a predicted model, not a curated record
AUGCGAGUUGUGCCUUUACAGGCAAGAACCAACAUCUUCCUUGAAAAAGGAAUAUAUGUGGAUGAAAAUUCUAGAUCUUGUAAGUCUCAUUUUCUGAAUGACAUACUCACCCAAACUGCAAUGUCACAGAUUGAAGGAACGAAUGACGAGACUUAUCUCAACAGGACAGACGUUGCUGACCUUCUUCAGAGGAUGAGACAAUCAAUGUUAUUAAAAGCUCGAUUAGACUUUGAAAAUCCAUUAUCAUUGUCAGAUGAAGAUUAUUACUACUUUACAGGUCUGUCUAAGAAUCAAUUUUUUGAAGUCCUGUCAUCUCUUACCUCUCUCAGAAAUACAUCUGUCCGGUCUAAACGAACCUGCCUUGCAAUCUUGCUUGUAAAACUUCGCACUGGUUUAUCAAAUAAUCUUCUGGCCGUAUUGUUUUCUCUAAAGAAAUCACAAAUACAAAGGUCUAUCCAUGCUGCCAAGAAUGCUUUGAUUCAGGAUUAUGUUCCAAAAAACCUUGGAUUUCAACACAUUGAUCAUGAUACCUUUGCACAACAACAUACAAUCCCUCUAGCUAAAACUCUUUUUACAUCUGGAACUUCUAAUUCUGCAGUGCUGAUAAUGGAUGGUACAUAUUUGUACAUUCAAAAGAGUUCAGACUAUCAUUUUCAAAGAGUUUCAUAUAGCUUGUACAAAUAUCGGCCACUUGUAAAAAUGAUGGUUAUUGCUGGAUCCGAUGGUUACAUUUUAAGUGUGCUAGGGCCUUACAGACAGAUUCCAAAAACAGUGAUUCAAGCAUCACAAAACAUGCAUUCAAAACAAAUGCCGAAAAUCUCUCUGAUUGGAUCACUUCUGACGAUGUAUGUGUAG